AUGAGUGCUGCACCUACUGAAGCUGUCCAAGAGGCCAAUGUGAAUGCGCCGGCCGACAAUGCGCCAGCGCAGGAAAUGCUCGCGCCUACACACUGGGAGAAUACUGAGGAUACAGAUAACUCAGAUACCGAUUCAACGCUAGGCGACGAUGCCGCUAGUUCGACUGCCUCCAUCAACUCCAGCAUUCUCCAGUACCGCACCAUCAAUGGCCGAACGUACCACGCCGAUAGAGGCGAGGCUCAGUACUGGGCCUCCAACGACAACCAGGCCUCCGAGGCGCUAGAUAUCAUUCACCAUACUGCUACGUUGGUCAUGGACGGCAAGCUUCACUUCGCGCCGAUUGAGGCGCCUGGUAAAGUGCUGGACAUUGGCACUGGAACUGGAAUCUGGGCUAUGGAUCUUGGUGAUGAGUUCCCAGAGGCCGAGGUCAUUGGCACUGACAUCUCGCCCAUCCAGCCUUCCUGGGUUCCCCCAAACGUCAAGUUCGAGAUCGAAGAUUUCACCCUCGACUGGACGUUCCCUCCAAACUCGGCCGACUUUGUACACAUGCGCUUCCUCUACGGCAGCGUCCCCGACUGGUACGCUCUGUACGAGCGCGCGUUCCAAGUGACCAGGCCCGGCGGCUGGAUCGAGAGCCACGAAGGAGACCCCAUGGGCUGCAGUGACGACGGAAGUCUCAAGGAUGGCAGCGCAAUUGCUGAGUGGGGCAAGUUCUUCCACGAAGGCGGUCGCAAGCUCGGCCGUGUCUUUUCACCUCUGCCGGACAAUUUGCAGGAGAAGGGCCUCAAGGCCGCUGGUUUCGUGGAUAUCCAGUCCAAGACGAUCAAGGUCCCUGUUGGAGACUGGCCUCGGGAAGAGCGAUUGAAGGAGAUUGGCAGGUUCACCACAAUGAGCAUUUUGUCCGACGUUGAGGGUCAUAUUUCCUUCAUGGCUACUCUGCUUGAGGGCUGGUCGCGCGAGCAGGUUGUGCUGUACUGCGCGCAGCUGCGGAAAGAGUUGAAGGCCAGGAAGGCGGCGGCACAUGCUUACUAUCUUCAGCGCAUUGUUUGGGGACGCAAGCCAGCCGAGGGUGAGACUGCAAUAUCUGCUUAA
Fusarium sp. VM40 is the source of this 1092-nucleotide messenger RNA. Lineage: Eukaryota; Fungi; Ascomycota; Sordariomycetes; Hypocreales; Nectriaceae. The record is from the annotation of a GenBank genome assembly.